AUGACCGACAAUGAGCCUCGCCAGCUGCUGCCCGAGACCGAAUCGCAUCAGCGUCUGUCGGCCAAGCUAGGCGCCUCGCGUCCGCCUCCGCCGCGCAGUCGCAGCCGGGUCAACCAAUCGUCCACGUCCAAGCAGCAGUCGUCCAAAUCGGCCGCCUCCGACCAUGACGAUGCGCAGAACAAUCCAGCUGAGCCCGACUCUGCCGAGGCGUCGGAUGCGCCGGAUCACCAAGCAUCGCCCGAGCUCGAGGCUAGCGGCAGCGCGUCGCCCGUCCGCAUGACCGUGCAGCGCGCCGUGUCGGGAACGUCGAUUCGGAGCAGCCGAUCGGUCGGCGCCGUGUCGGACAUUCCGAAGGAGGAGAUCGAAAAGGCGCUCGAGGGACUCGACCGCGACGAUCUCGUGCUGGCGUUGGGGCGUGCCAAAGUGCAGAUGGACGAGAUCGAGGCGCGGCUCGAGGAGCAGGUGCUCGACAACGAGACGCUGCACGGCUCCACCGCCUCGCUCACUCAGCAGCUCGGCCAGGCCGAACACGAGGUGCAGUCGCUCCACUCGCUCGUCAAGCAGCGCGAAGACCGCAUCGACGAGAUGAUGCUCGAGCAGGAGCGCAUCGAGGGCGAGGUCUACUCCACCAUGCAGAUCAUCGAGCGUCUGCGCAAGCAGCUCGCCGACUCCGAACGCGGCCGCAACGACGCAGAGAAGCGCUACCUCGACCAGACCGCCACCAUGGACAAGGAGCGCCAGUACUACAUGGACACCGAGGCGCUCCUCAAGUCGCAAAAGGCAACCCAGUCCGCCGCCUACGAGAAGCUCCUCACAAGUCACAACGAGCUGCUCCGAGAGCACGAACGCCUCACCAACAACCUCGCCUCCAUCAAGGCCAAUGGCGCCGCCGUCGACGCCGCCUCGCCAAUCACGACGCACAAAGACCUCGCGCAGGGCUCCGCACACACGUCCCACGACUCGUCGCUUCAAGACGACUCGAUCGACUCUGCUCUCCCUGCCGCAGACACCGACGCUGCAGCCUCGCAGUCACACGCGAAUCGUAGCCGCGGCGCGCAAACCAAAGCAGCUACCUUUGCCGACGAAAGGGACAUGGCUACCAUGAUCGAGGAACUCUCGACCCUCCAAAAGUCGCACUCUUCGCUCUCCGAAACCAUGGUUACACUACAGGCCGAGCUCAAGGAUGUGCGUGCAGAGAACGUCUCGUUGCGCGACCAGAACGAGACCUUCAUGGACAUCCUCCAGGAGAAGACCUUCAGCGGCGCGCUGCUCAACGAGAGCGCUAUGCUGCGCGGCAUGCGAUCCGCCUCCUUUGGCCGACUCCGUGCCCAGGACGGCCUGCUGGAUCCCUACGACGACGAAGACCAAGACGACGACGACGACGACGACUCGCUCGACGUGGACGACAGCGCCGACGACAGCGCAGCAGGCGGCUCUUCCGUCGCUUCGCAAGCCAUACCCGAGGAGGACGAGGAUGAGGUGGACGACGUGCCCGACACGCCCAAGGCGCCGCCCAAGCCCAAGCUCAAAGCCUCGCGCAGGAAGCGCGCCGACUCGAGCGCUGCUCCGCUGCCGACGGCCGAUCUUGCAUCCGAGCUCGAAGGCAGCAGCGCGCAGCUACUUGCCAGUCCGGACGACCGAGGCGCCAGAGAAAGGCGCUCGCCGAGCCAGCGCUUUGGCGUCGUCUCGGACAACCUGGGCGAACUGCAGAAGGAGGUGCGCGAGCUGCGCGAGGCCAACCAGGCGCUCACCCUGUACAUCUCCAAGAUCAUCGACCGCAUCAUCGCACGCGAAGGCUACGAGAAUAUCCUGGCCGUCGAGAGUCGUGGCACAGUCCGUGGACCACGCCACAAGGCCUCUCGUGCCAAGCUUGCGCAGAGCGCCCCGGCUCCGGGUAGCGGCAAGACCGAGGCAGCGACGAAAGCCAGCAGCGCCGCGGGCGCGGAUGCUUCGGGUCAAGCAAGCGGUCUGUUUGGCUUUGGCGGCGCAUCCAGCCGGUCGGCGUCGGACGCGAGUCGGGCUUCGGCGCCGCCCAAGAGCAAACGCGCGUCGUCGAUCGACUGGCGCAGCUUGCCGUUCCUGGGCGGUGGCGGUGGUGGCAGCGGUGGCGCGGCGGCAGGCGAGACGAGCUCCAACCCGCGCCCUCUGACGUUGCAAUCGGACAACCUGCUCAUCCCGCCUCGCGAUGCGUCUGCACGCAAGCUGCGUACGAGCGAGGAGAUGGAGGACGAGCACGACGUUGCCGAGCGCGAGCGCAUCCGCAAGGAGCUCCUCUCGCGCGGCAUCCAGCCUCCCAAGCAUCAGCUCGUGCAGAGCCCCACGAGCCCGCGUAAGCAGCGCCCGCAGAGCGCGUCGGCCGCGAGUGGCUCGGGCGGCUUCGCUGCCUUCUUCUCGCGCGUCGUGGGCGGCGCGAGCUCCAACGUGCUUGCGAGCCCGGGCCAGUCGGAUACGCAGUCCCAGGCGUCCACCACGCCGGGUGGGUCGUUGGACACCGGCUUUGAGCGCGCGGUGUCGUCGACGCCGGCGGGCGACGCGGGCAGGCGCGAGGCCGAGCGCACGCGUGCGCUCCAGCUGUCCGAAGGCGGCUCGAGCGUGACCAAGCUCAGCAGUGGGCCGGGGAUCGCGUCCAAGGCUCGGCAGCUGCGUGCGGAGCGCCACCAGCAGACGCUGGAUAUCGCCGCCGACAGUGCGGGGUAUCCGUUCCCGUCGUCGACGCAGAGCAGUGCAGCCGCGAGUCGCGCCACGAGCGGAUCCAACAGCGCAGCCGAUAGCUCGAUCUGGGAAACGUCGAUUGCGGGCGACGAGAGCUACACCCUGCCACCGCCGCCCGGUGAGGGAGCGGGCGGUGCGAGAGGCGAAGUCGAAUCGGUCGACUCGCCGCUCGUGGGGUACGGAGGGGGAUUGCCGCCGCUGCCGCACGAGACGACGGGCGAUGAGGAUCCCGAGGCGUUCCGAUCGCCGUCUUUGGCGCAGAAGCCGCUGCCCGCUGCGAGUCAGGACCAGGGAUGGAAGCGCGCAUUCCGAAGGAUCAGCCUGCUCAGUCCCACCGCCACUCCGGCGCAGCCAGGUGCGGGCUCGGGCGAUGAACAGGCGCCGGAUGAGCUCGGUGCCGCGAGCUCACAGUCACCAGCCGAGGGAGCCAACGGCAACAGCAACGUGUAG
Messenger RNA from Moesziomyces antarcticus, 3162 nucleotides. RefSeq lists its product as uncharacterized. Lineage: Eukaryota; Fungi; Basidiomycota; Ustilaginomycetes; Ustilaginales; Ustilaginaceae. The record is from RefSeq and is a predicted model, not a curated record. The coding region runs from base 1 to 3162 and encodes 1053 amino acids. The transcript has a single exon.